CCGUGGCCUAUCUCUUUCGAUGUUGGUCGUCGAGUCGACCCGACAUUCUUGUGCACAUACCUAUAGUGAGACUACGGUACUCGGAGAGACCGAGACUGCCGGUUGCCGAAUGGGGAGUGAUAAUGGCCCUGUGUAAUAAAUUUGAUUAAAAAUCAUAUCGUCGCAGAAUACGAAGACACUCUCUUCGGUGACUCGACUGGUGUGAUGCCAAUUUACUCUCCGAGAUCUUGGUGGUUGUUUACGCUUUACUCCGGCUGAAAGGAUUUCUGUUCAGUUGAGCGGAUGAACUUGUACGGAUUGUUCGUGAUCGUGUCGCCGCGGCUGGGAGCAACGAUCGACGGUUAACGAUGACGUUUCUUCGCGGGUGGUGUCUGGCCUAUUGCGUCAUAGUUUGUCUAGUGCAUGGUGGAGGAUGGGCUUCGCCUGUGCCACAAGAUCAGACGAAACAGCAGGUGGUCAAAAGGCAAGCCAAGGGUGAUGCAGAUCGUCCCAAGAUCCGAAACGAAGUGGCCGAGUUUCUAGAAAGUGGCAAAAUGAGCAACGAUUACGUAUGGGUGGAUGCAACGACGAAGAAGUUCGUACCCGUUCCUGGGAAUGAUCUGGAAUUUGGAAACUGCUCCGAUUCGGAUGAGCUGAUUUAUUUCGACAAUACGGUUAUAGAGAACUCAGGGCCGAGUACUUUGAACGGAACGCUCGAGAUCUACAUCGAUGCACCCGUCAAUAUAACAUGUGUGAGGGCAAUUGAUCAAAUUAAAGAUGGUUUUGGCGCCGUUCCGACGUACAACUCCAUGGGUUCGAACUGGGCCAAAAUUGAUGUCACCGGUCAGUAUGGAAGAGGAUUUCAUUUCCACAUCUACGUCUAUGGCAGUCGGCAGAAGAAGAACGGUUCCGAGAAGGAAAAGGAGCGCAAGGACAGUCAGUCUAAUCUGGUGUAGUUUGUACGAUUAGUGUUUAAUUGUGGUAUAUGUAGAUAGUAGAAUUUUAGAAUUGCGAGAGUAAAAAGCGUGUUGAUUAAA
Molecule: messenger RNA, 1016 nt
Organism: Aedes albopictus (Asian tiger mosquito)
Lineage: Eukaryota; Metazoa; Arthropoda; Insecta; Diptera; Culicidae
Exons: 2
Coding region: 348-935 (195 amino acids)
Source: RefSeq, a predicted model, not a curated record